ACUGCGGGAGGUGAUUAAGGGAAGGAAGGGGUUGGACCUUUUUGCCAUUUUAUCUUCCCGGGUCUCAGACCCUCUCAGCCAGCUAACGAUGGUUGGACCUUGACAAGACGCCACCUUAAACGUUCUUGCCUGUGAUUGGUCUGCUUUGGUGUCAGUCAGCUCACGGGUGAAGUCAGCAGAGGGGAAGAAGGUGCGUGCAUUAUUGGAGCAGGAGCAGCCGCCUGGCUAGAGAAGUGGUUCCAAUGUGCGACGAGGGUCCGCGGUUCAGUGUCAAGGAGUACAGGUUUGCGGAAGAGCAGGACGAGCAAGAAAGAGAAGAGCAGAAGCCAGAGCUGGUGGUGCAGAUUCCUGAGGUCCUGGAUAUUCAAUAUGGCAUGUACGUUUGGCCCUGUGCUGUGGUUCUUGCUCAGUACCUAUGGUUUCACAGAAGAAUACUACCUGGCAAGAGAAUUUUGGAGAUUGGAGCAGGUGUGAGCCUACCUGGUAUAGUAGCUGCUAAAUGUGGGGCCAGAGUGAUACUGUCAGAUACUGAAGAGCUGCCUCAGUGUUUGAAGAACUGUGAGCGAAGCUGUCGGAUAAAUAACCUUCUAGGGGUACACAUCAUAGGACUCACAUGGGGCCAAAUAUCUCCCAAUCUGCUCUCUCUGCCUCAACUAGACAUUAUUCUGGCCUCUGAUGUAUUUUUUGAACCAGAAGAUUUUGAAGAUGUCAUAACUACCGUGUACUUCUUGAUGAAAAGGAACCCAGCUGCUCAGUUCUGGACUACAUAUCAGGUCCGAAGUUCUGACUGGUCUAUUGAAGCUUUGCUGUACAAAUGGAAGCUGAAGAAUGUCCAUGUUCCCUUACGGUCUUUUAAUGCUGACAAGGAACAGUUGGCUUCCUCUCCUCUCCCAGGAAGACAUACCAUUGAAAUGAUGAUCAUUUCACUAGCAGGAGCGAGCUACACGUAAAUUUCUGCCAGUUGCUGGUUCUAAUUCAAGGAAGUACCUCAGAAAACUGACUGCACGCCACUUCAAGCAAGUUUUGGAUGGAAAUGCUGUUUGUUUGGGGGAAAAUAAAUUCCACUUGAUCAAGAGACAGGGGAAGCAUUUGGUUAUCACAAAACAGAAUGCAUUUCCUCCACCGAUCCAUGCUACUAAAGUCAUUUGGGGUAAUUCUUGUGAAAGCAGGUAUAUUAAUUAGUACAAUUUUAAACAAUUUAAUCUUAUCUUGCAUUGUAUGAAUAAGAUCUGUUGGAAGUGUUUGGUUAUGACUUUUCUAAAAAGUUGUGUUCACACCUAGAGAAUAAAAUUAAUUGGAUUUUUA
Molecule: messenger RNA, 1305 nt
Organism: Mauremys mutica (yellowpond turtle)
Lineage: Eukaryota; Metazoa; Chordata; Testudines; Geoemydidae
Gene: METTL23
Product: methyltransferase like 23
Exons: 5
Coding region: 243-950 (235 amino acids)
Cellular component (GO): nucleus; cytoplasm
Source: RefSeq, a predicted model, not a curated record